UCCCUAUCCCGGUUGACAAGGCUAACAAUGUCUGGCACCUUAAAAUGGAUUCUACUCCUCAUCGUUGUUACUAUUCGGGCACAGGAUCCUCGUCGAAGAAGCUUCUACUUCUGUUCAAACAACGACUACCUAGAACUUACAAAAGCCGACAACGAAAAGCUGGCUUGUCCGGAUGGUAGAUGUAUAGCGAAGAGAUUUGAUUCUGACGAGGGACCUUUUUGGGCCAAUAGAGGCAAGAAAGAUCCCACAUAUCUCAACGUACCACUUUAUGCGGAGGAACCCUACUGGGUACUUCUGAAAAACGAAAACCAAGCCCAAGGAGACCCCUUCUUUCUCUCCAGAGGCAAAAAAGAAACUGGGUCGAUAUUUAGCUCGAAAUUAAGGGAUGCUAGGGACUUUGCUCCGGACAACGAUACCCCCUUCUUUGCAGCGAGAGGCAAACGCGUUAAAGCUAAAAAUUAAUUUGGAAAAAAUAUUUAUUAUUUAAGUUUAUUCUAGAUAACAUUAUUUAUUGAAUCACAAAACAAUUAUGUUUCCGUUAUUUUCUGUAAUAAAAUAAUUGAAAUAAAUCGACAAAUACAUCCUCUGAGGUUAA
Messenger RNA from Diabrotica virgifera virgifera (western corn rootworm), 595 nucleotides. RefSeq lists its product as uncharacterized. The record is from RefSeq and is a predicted model, not a curated record. Lineage: Eukaryota; Metazoa; Arthropoda; Insecta; Coleoptera; Chrysomelidae. The transcript is spliced from 2 exons. The coding region runs from base 28 to 462 and encodes 144 amino acids.